GGGGUGACGAGUUGCCGCGCGGCGGUGUGAAAGCAGCUUGGGCGGUUGCCGCGCGGCGGUGUGUAAGCACUAUCUCCAGGAGCGUGAACGCGCCGAGCCUACUUUUGCAAUCUUGUGGUCAACAACCGGAGACGCUGAACGAAAGGAAUUCACUGCACUCUGCUGGAAAAGUAAACUGACGGACAACAACAUUUUUUUUUUUUCCAGCACCCACGUUGAAUCCGUCUUCUAACCGUCAUUGAUGAUAAGAUGUGGCGGAAUGUGGGGCCCAUAUGUUUGGAAAAAAAAAGCAUGUUAAGGCAAAACCAUACACCUUAUUUUGCUCAAUUGAUGUUAAUUUUGUAUUUAGUUUUAUUUGAUUUAAAUAUAAUUGGCAAUGGUAUUGCAUCAGCAAAGUGUCGCCAGGCAGAAUACCAAUUGGGAGAUGAAUGCUGUCCUACCUGUCCACCAGGAAUGCAUGUUAAAAGACAUUGCACAGAAUUCACAAGUACAUCAUGUGCAUCUUGCACAGAAGGUACUUUCCAAGAUGGCGACAAUGGGCGUGAACAAUGCUUUUCAUGUAAACAUUGUGAUCCAGGUCUCGGUCUGAAGGUGAAGAAGUCGUGUUCAUCAACAUCAGAUGCUGAGUGUGAGGUCCUGGAUGGAUUCUUCUGUAGUGACUCUAACGGCGGUGGAUGUAGGGCCGCUCAGAGACGCACGGUUUGCCGUCCUGGUCAAUACAUCGGUCAAAGAGGAACAGCAGAUAAAGACACAGAGUGCCUUCAAUGUACUCAUGGAAAAUUCUCAAAUGGCACAUCAUCGUCUUGUCAGAACCACAAAAAAUGUGAAUCUGUGGGACUGAAACUGAUGAGACCAGGAAAUGAUUCAACUGAUUCAGAAUGUGGAGAACAUGGUCCACAGACAGGACUAGUGCCAGGAAUAAUAUUAGUCAUACUGGUAAUGGCUUUAAUAAUCUUCGCCAUUAUUCAGAGGAAGAAAAAAGCAUUUCUUUAUAGAAGACAUGUGAAGCAAAAGGGAAUAGCCGACUAUAAACCUGUACCUGCUAGUGACCGUCCUGAACCAAUCAGGGACCAACAUCAACAGGCCAUAACUGUCCCUAAUAAACCUAUGGAUGAUCUUGAGGGUGACAAGAGUCCGGGUCCAGUCCCUCCCUCAAGCCCCACACAUAAUGGAUCUGUUACAGUGUCAGUCCUUCAGGAGGACCAUCAGCCUGUCCUCAUCAAGAGAGACAGUGGAGCCUCCCAGUCCACCCCCAUCAGUCUGGGUCCCCCCUCCCCCUCCCAGUCCAGCCUCCACAGUCUGGGUCCCCCCUCCACCUCCCGGUCAGCCAGCAGGUCUUAUGUUCGCUCCAAAUCCGUACCAAGUCACUUUAAAUUCCAAAGUCCCAAGUUGACCAGUGACCGUGUUUCACUAGUGAUGGAUUAUGACAUUGCAGAGAAGUAUUGCUAGUUCUAGAAAAUCUUCAUCAACCUAAAAGUGAAUCUGAUGACUGAAACUCAGAAACUAAAGGAGGAAAUACACCAGUCUGAUUCCUUCCUGAUGCCAGUUUUCACAGGAGAAGAGGCGUGGUGUGUUUAACAUCAUUAUUUGAUCAAUCCUCACAUUAUUCUUCUAUAUGUGGCUCACAGAGCAAAGACAAAUGGUUGAUAAAUAGUGUGAGGUGUGCUCUGUGAGGCGACCUGGGAUAUGAUGGGUAAUGUUAGGAAUGUCUUUAUGGAGAUGUUGGGUGAGAACCACUUGUUUUCGAGAGUGAAUUUCUUGUAUGAAACUUUUUGAUGUUUUUAUAAAAAAAUGUACACUAAC
This is a messenger RNA of Gadus macrocephalus (Pacific cod), 1803 nucleotides long. RefSeq names its product tumor necrosis factor receptor superfamily member 14-like. NCBI's taxonomy places the organism in Eukaryota, Metazoa, Chordata, Actinopteri, Gadiformes, Gadidae. Gene Ontology annotation, molecular function: protein binding; transmembrane signaling receptor activity. Bases 250 to 1449 code for a protein of 399 amino acids. Gene Ontology annotation, biological process: defense response to Gram-positive bacterium; apoptotic process; positive regulation of peptidyl-tyrosine phosphorylation. Gene Ontology annotation, cellular component: external side of plasma membrane; membrane. The record is from RefSeq and is a predicted model, not a curated record. The transcript has 9 exons.